UUGAAACAUUUUGAAACAUUUAGCUACAUUGGUGUAACGUCCCGCCUAAAAAGAUGGAAAGAAAGUCAGGAGCUGAUUAAAGAAGUGAAUUUCAAAGCAUUUAAUAGGUACCCGAAACAUUAAAUUUUCUUAAAUACCUAAAUAUUGCUAAAAUUUCCCUAUUAAAAAACCAUGGCUCCUAUUGAAGUCAUUUUGAAUCUGAAUAAAGACAGAUUGAUUUUCAACAAAAUUAACAACAUUAAAGGUUUAACUAAGGAUAAUAGAUAUGUCUUAUUAUUGAAAAAUUAUAUCAGUACUUAAUUUACAGAAUAGCAAGAGAAAUGACGUUUUAGUUGUAGGCUAAAUUAUUAAAUCCUUUCCUGUUGUCUGAAGCUUUAAAAAAAAACCUCCUUAUUUGAUUCUCUUUGAUUUUUUUUUUAGAAACUUUCAUCUAACACUUAAAGCUGGCACUCAAGUAUUAGCAAAGAAAUUUACUGCCCAUUUAGUUGAGGAAGAUGACAGAUUGACCCAGUUUUCAAUUGAUCAAAAUAUAUUUUUCAGUGGACACCUAACAGGUCUAUUUUAUAAUUGUUCAACAUGAUUUCAUGAUUACAGUAAGUGAGUUGGUGUAAUAGGAAUGGUGUAAACCUAUUCUAAGCCAAUGAACAUUAUCAGAUAGCUUAUUUGGUUUAUUAAGAAAUUUUGUAUAGUUUUAUUAUGUAUUUUAAAAACAAAAAUUUUAUAGGUUUGAAAAGUUAAGAUGAAAAUUCUUUUCUUAAACUCUCUUUUAAAGAUAAUCCAAAUGUGACAGUGAAUGCUCAUAUGGAGGACACUCUAUGGUCAAUAUUGAUAUAUGAUGUUAACAACACAUUUGCCAUUGAG
Lymnaea stagnalis (great pond snail) is the source of this 861-nucleotide messenger RNA. Lineage: Eukaryota; Metazoa; Mollusca; Gastropoda; Lymnaeidae. The record is from the annotation of a GenBank genome assembly.